GAUGCAUAUAACCAUCUUUAUUAAGACAUGUAUUAUUCAUCACUUACAAAUAAAGGGUAAACUCAUGACCAUGGACUUAUAGACAUAAAAAAGAUCUAUGAGACCUUGAUUUAGCAGACUCCAAAAUCAUUUUGGUUAGAGCAAUCAUACCAGUCUCUUUUGCACCAUACUUGUGUAACGAGGUCAUUUCAAAGCAGCCGAAUUGUAUGCAUCAUAUGGGAUGCUGACGAUGGACAGGUGGACUUGCACCAUGAAUUGUGCGCCUCAGCAUGCAUAGCGUGUGCACUAUCUCUGUUCUCAAAUAGAUGGCGAACUAGAAAUAUUGAUGAUUCUGUAAAUUAUUCGGUUUACUCAGAUUAAAAGUAUAUGAAUAGAUGCCAGAGCCAUAAAAGCCUAUUGCCAUAGUAAUAUUUUGCGACGGAGAGAUAGUAGUAUAAUGUUUGUAUCUGUGUGAAUGUAUGCAGUCUCACGCCGAGCUGACCGUCGGGGAGUGCGCGACACUGUGCCGGUGCCUCAACCACAAGAAGCUGACACUGGAGGCAUGCAAGGACCUGACUAGGAACCGGCGGAUUCCAACGGAUAUCUCAGUACAAGCAUUGUCCUUACACCUGCAGCCCAAUGUGCUCCGGCUCCCCUCGUUGUUGCCGAUAUCGAGAUGGGUUGGGGCAGACGGCGAGAAGAAGGAGGCGCUGAGGCUGAGCCUGCGGCGAAUGCAGGGCCGGCUGGCAGAGCUGCCGUUGACAUGCAAGGAGACGAGAGGGAAGACGAGGGCGUCGUCUGGGAUGGCGGCCAAGGGCAGCAAGUCCGUGGGCGGCAGGGGCUUGCCUUGGAUGUGCUAGCUGCGGCUAGCUAAUGGAGAUAUGGAGUAAUGCUCUCUUUUCUUUGCGCGGUGAGGCAAUCACGCACCAUGCCUCUUUGCUCCGUCACAUGAUCCUUUUGUAAAGUUGUUUUGUUGCAUGGUGUUUUUGGCUUCUGUUGUGUUUAUUGCUGAUUGUAAGUGAGGCGUACCCUUCUUUUUCUGCCCAUAAGAGUGAGAUAUCAUCGGUAUCUCUGUGAUCAA
Molecule: messenger RNA, 1060 nt
Organism: Triticum dicoccoides
Lineage: Eukaryota; Viridiplantae; Streptophyta; Magnoliopsida; Poales; Poaceae
Exons: 1
Coding region: 459-839 (126 amino acids)
Source: RefSeq, a predicted model, not a curated record